AUGAUUUUAUAAAUAUAUCGGAGUACAAAACCGACUGGAUGAACGAUCGCUCUUUCAAGAUUCAGAUGUGUGUAUUUUACGAAGGCACGCGCUAAACUAACAUGUGCGGCACUACAAGAGGAUGACAACGCUUGCGCAAAAUUCAUUAGGAGCAAUUUCACUGGGUAAACGUUGGCUAUAGAAAAUGAACACCAGUAGUAUUUUGUAUAGACGUCUCAUCGAUCGGUCAAUCGCCUUACUAUUUCACGGUAUAAAUGUUAAAUUGCGAAUAUCUCGAUCUCAAGGAGAUAUUUUCCAUGGCUUUUUACGUUACACGACAUUAAAUCAUUUACCUUAUAAUAUAGCAGAGAAAGGAAAAACGGUCGUAUAUUUUAUUGCGAUCAGCUAAAGAGAGGAGAUGUACGAAAUUGCAUCUACAUCUUCAUGCUCAAAUACGUCUUGACAUUCGCGGAGAGAUGAAGUCUUUUGACCUAUACGAAAGUUUUAAUAUCAAUCGAAUUCUCUUACUGGCCAUCGGUUUAUGGCCGUAUCAGCGAUCAAAACUCGUCCACCAAUGUCAGCUACUUUUGAUUUAUACUAUUCUAAUAAGCUUUAUUGCAUUUCAGCUUACAACGUUCGUGACCGCGGAGUGCACUCUGAAUAUUACUAUUAAAAUUCUUUCCUCCACGUUAUUCUUCAUUAUGCACAUGGUCCACUACAACUCCUUCUUAACAAACGGUCAAUCUGUAAAACAUCUAAUGGAGCAACUUCAACGGAUAUGCAAUGACUUAAAAGACGAGAAAGAAAUUGCAAUCAUAAAGAAAUAUGGAAACAACGCGAAAUUAUACACGAUUGCGCUUACGGGGGCCUCUAUCAGCGGCACAUUCGUUAUUUUUUCCUUACCAAUUUGGUCAUACAUACUUGAUGUCGUUCUGUCUACGAAUAAAUCGACAGUAUAUCGCACGACACAAAUCAUGACUGAGUAUUUUAUCGAUGCCGAAAAAUAUUUCUAUUUUAUCUUAUUGCACAUGGAUGCAUCCUAUUUCAUAGGAUGCACUAUAGUAAUCGCAACGGGAACGUUAUUUGUAGCGUAUGUACAAUACGCUUGUGGGAUUUUCAAAAUCGCCAGUUACCGCAUCGAGCAAGCAUUAUCAUAUGAUAUUCUCCGAAGAAUCGGUCCAAAAAACGAGAUAAUGAUUCAUAAGGAAAUAAUUUAUGCCGUGGACAUUCAUCGAAAAGCUAUGAAGUUUUCCGAAUUUAUGAUAACGAGCUUCAAGGGAUUGUUCUCAUUUUUAAUAGUGACUGGCGUGAUUUCUUUGAGUCUUAAUUUAUUUCUAAUUUUGCAGAUUCUAUCAUUCGGUGGCGACAUGGGAGAGUUAUUAUUUCAUUUAAGUUACCUAAUUAUCGUUGUCGUGUAUAUGUUUAUAGCCAGCUAUAUAUCACAAGAAAUUAUGGAUCAUAAUAACCACGUGUUCAUAACAACAUACAACGUUCGUUGGUACUUAGCAUCUUUACACACGCAAAAGAUGAUACUGUUUCUUCUGCAAAGAGGCAAUAAGUCAUUUACCCUCAACCUCGGUAAUAUAUUCAUAGGAUCUUUGCAGAGUUUUGCCUCGAUGGUUAACAUAUCCAUAUCUUAUUUCACUGUAAUAUACUCUACCCAGAAAUGAUCAUACAGAAGGAUCCGUCAGUCCUUGAGAGAUAUAAUAUUAUGUCAAUGUUUCAAAAUACCAAACUCGAACGUUCUGUUCGGUUUCACGUUACUACACUCAUGACAUGGUACUCUAGUUAUACGUCAUUCCUUUGUUAGAAAAAAUUACUAUAUUUUGUAAUUGCGAUGCUUUAAAGAAAUAAUAAUAUAAGUGAUGGAUUUAACGGUAGCUUUGUUACUUAAUGGCAAAUAAGAUAAGUUGAAGACAGAUUCA
Messenger RNA from Harpegnathos saltator (Jerdon's jumping ant), 1904 nucleotides. RefSeq lists its product as uncharacterized. The coding region runs from base 456 to 1649 and encodes 397 amino acids. NCBI's taxonomy places the organism in Eukaryota, Metazoa, Arthropoda, Insecta, Hymenoptera, Formicidae. Gene Ontology annotation, biological process: sensory perception of smell; detection of chemical stimulus involved in sensory perception of smell. Gene Ontology annotation, cellular component: plasma membrane. The record is from RefSeq and is a predicted model, not a curated record. The transcript is spliced from 9 exons. Gene Ontology annotation, molecular function: odorant binding; olfactory receptor activity.